Messenger RNA from Aspergillus oryzae RIB40, 867 nucleotides. RefSeq lists its product as uncharacterized. NCBI's taxonomy places the organism in Eukaryota, Fungi, Ascomycota, Eurotiomycetes, Eurotiales, Aspergillaceae. The record is from RefSeq and is a predicted model, not a curated record. The transcript has 2 exons. The coding region runs from base 1 to 867 and encodes 288 amino acids.
AUGCCGGGUGGAUCUGCGUCUUUGUCUUCCUUCCGCAUAAUGGCCGCUCUUUUGGUCGGGUUACUCUGCUGUUUGCCGGGGGUCUUCGCAGAGAUAGAUUCUGUAUUUCGAUCGAGACCCGAUUUAUAUCCCCCGGCCCUCACGAUAGAGCACAGCGUUCCCGGCAAGGUUACUCCAGGAUAUAUCUUUGUCGGCCCGUAUGAAGCGGCUAACUCAGGUCCUUAUAUUUAUGAUAAUGAGGGCGUACGUCAUUUCCGUUUUCCCAUCGAGUUGCUCUCGCUGACACCAUCGCAGAACCUAGUAUGGAGCGGUUGGGGAAGUUCCGGUCCCGGCAACGCACACGGCAUGCAUGUAUGCAAAUACAAAGGGGAAGACCAUCUUUGUUUCUUCCAAGGUGCUCAACAGAAUGGAUACUGCCGGGGCCAUGGCGUCAUCAUGGACAAUCGGUAUCGCACCGUGAAGACUGUCGUCCCGGGGGGCGGAAUGGCGUCGAGCGAUAUGCAUGAGUUUUUACCCAUUAACGACGGCAAGACAGCACUUCUGACUGUGUAUCAACAGCGCCAGUUCGACAUGAGCUUAUGGAAUGUCAAGACUGGUAUGGGAUGGUUGAUGGAGAGCAUCUUCCAGGAAGUGGACGUGGAAACCAACGAGGUGCUGUUUGAGUGGAAGUCGCUUGACCAUGUUGACCCUACAGUUAGCUACACCUAUCCUGGUCAUACUGACACUUCGGGAACGGGGCUGGAUCCGCGCUCCCCGUGGGAUUAUUUUCACAUCAACUCCAUCGAUAAGAAUCAGGAAGGUGAUUACCUGAUCUCGUCACGACACACGAGCGCGAUCUACAAAUUUCCGGCCAGAAUGGGUCAGUGA